AUGACACAUCCCGACAAUCAUUAUAGCAGAGCCAUACACAUAAAGAAUACGUGGGGACGCCGAUGCAAUUCUCUAAUUUUUAUGAGCACGCAAACGGAUGCGACAUUGCCAAGCAUUGCAUUACCUGUUGACGACGGUCCGAAUAGCUUGUGGAAUAAAACAAGACUUGCUCUGAAGCACAUACACGAUAAUCAUUUAAACAAUGCCGACUGGUUUUUAAGAGCUGACGAUGAUACAUAUGUGAUAAUGGAAAAUCUUCGCAUGUUUCUUUAUGACUAUUCCGCUGACGACCCUCUGUAUUUUGGAUGCAAAUUGAAGAGAAGUGGACAACCUGAAUUCAUGGCCUCCGGUGCUGGUUAUGUACUCAGCAAAAAUGCUCUAAUGAAAUUCAUCAACGAAGCUUAUGAUAACAGUGAAAUUUGCAAUGAAUUGGAGGCGGAUGAAAACAUGGCCCUAAGUAAUUGUCUAAGAAAUAUCAACGUUACAUUUGGGGAUACCAGAGAUGAAAAACAUCUGGAACGUUUUAUAGCUGUAUCGCCCUCACAUGUUAUUCCCGAUUUCAAAAUGGAUUGGUAUGGUACUGAAAUUUACCAUUCUGUCAAUGAGAACAGGUAUACAAGUGAAGAUCACAAAGCUCAUGCGGAAAUGAAUGAAGUACUUACUACAUAA
This is a messenger RNA of Musca vetustissima, 669 nucleotides long. RefSeq names its product glycoprotein-N-acetylgalactosamine 3-beta-galactosyltransferase 1-like. Gene Ontology annotation, molecular function: N-acetylgalactosaminide beta-1,3-galactosyltransferase activity. Lineage: Eukaryota; Metazoa; Arthropoda; Insecta; Diptera; Muscidae. The record is from RefSeq and is a predicted model, not a curated record. Gene Ontology annotation, cellular component: membrane. The transcript has 5 exons. Bases 1 to 669 code for a protein of 222 amino acids.